GGUCACACUGCCUUUCUCGUUUGAAACUGCACGUGUUGACUAUUGCGUUUAGUGGGGUAAUCUUUGUUUUACAAUUUAAAUAAUGGCAGAGGAAGGACCACCGGAGGCGAGCAUUGACUUUGUGCCCGCACUGUGCUUCGUGCCACGGGGCGUGGCCAAGGACAGGCCCGACAAGAUCGUGCUGACGCAGGCGGAGCUGGCGAGGAUCAUUGGCGAUACGCAGCAGGAGUUGGACGAGGAGAGCGAUGACGAGGCGGAGGAGGGCGACGGUGACACAGCUGACGGCGAUGACAUGGAUGUGGACGACCAUGUGGAUGCCAACAGUGAGAACAGAAAUCCUCGUGAUGAGUUUCAGUUCCAGGAGUACGACAACGAGGAGAACGCCACUGUCACCAGUCUCGCUAACAUCGUGGAUGCCGGCGAGCAAAUUCCCGAUGAGGACGAGGAUUCCGAGGCCGAGGAUGAGGUUAUCAAGCCCAGCGACAACCUGAUUCUGGUGGGCCACGUCCAAGACGACGCCGCCUCCAUGGAGGUGUGGGUGUUCAACCAGGAGGAGGAGGCCCUCUACACGCACCACGACUUCCUGCUGCCCAGCUUCCCGCUCUGCAUCGAGUGGAUGAACCACGAUGCGGGCAGCGACAAGGCGGGCAACAUGUGCGCCAUCGGCUGCAUGGACCCCAUCAUCACCAUCUGGGACCUGGAUAUUCAGGACUCCAUUGAGCCCACUUUCAAGCUGGGCUCCAAGGGCAGCCGCAAGCAGAACAAGGAGCAGUAUGGACACAAGGACGCGGUGCUGGAUCUCUCGUGGAACACCAACUUCGAGCACAUUCUGGCCAGCGGGUCCGUGGACCAGACCGUGAUACUCUGGGACAUGGACGAGGGCCAACCACAUACGACCAUCACAGCCUUCGGCGAGAAGGUGCAGUCGCUGGAGUUCCAUCCGCAGGAGGCCCAGAGCAUACUCACCGGCUGUGCCGAUGGAUAUGUGAGAUUGUUCGACUGCCGCGACUCCGACGCGGUGAACUCGUCCAGCAUCCAGUGGAAGGUCGAUGGCGAGGUGGAGAAAGUGCUGUGGCAUCCCACCCAGAGCGACUACUUCAUCGUGGGCACCAACGAUGGCAGCCUGCACUACGCCGACAAGCGAUCGCCCGACCAGGUGCUGUGGUCCCUGAAGGCCCACAACGAGGAGAUCUCCGGGGUGUGCUUCAACAGCCAGAUGCCCAACCUGCUGACCUCCAUCUCCACGGAGGGCACCCUCAAGGUGUGGAACUUCAACGGCACGGAGGCCAAGCACGUCUAUGAGCACGAGUUCAACAUGGGUCGUCUGCAGUGCAUGCGCCAGUGUCCGGAGGAUCCCUACACCCUGGCCUUUGGCGGGGAGAAGCCGCCGCGCUGUGCGAUAUUCAACAUCAAGAACUCAGUGGCCGUGCGCCGGACGUUCGGCCUGGCCGAUGCGGAGUAGGUUAUUCCUCCUAUUCCAGUUGCGUAUUCAUUGUAUGACUUUUAAAUAAAUAUGAACUAUAUAUAAGGAUCCAAA
Messenger RNA from Drosophila elegans, 1537 nucleotides. RefSeq names its product periodic tryptophan protein 1 homolog (gene nclb). The record is from RefSeq and is a predicted model, not a curated record. The transcript has a single exon. Lineage: Eukaryota; Metazoa; Arthropoda; Insecta; Diptera; Drosophilidae. Gene Ontology annotation, cellular component: nucleus. Gene Ontology annotation, biological process: rRNA processing. Bases 83 to 1462 code for a protein of 459 amino acids. Gene Ontology annotation, molecular function: protein binding.